This is a messenger RNA of Xyrauchen texanus (razorback sucker), 1345 nucleotides long. Its product is annotated as transcription factor Sp5-like. Gene Ontology annotation, biological process: regulation of transcription by RNA polymerase II. The record is from RefSeq and is a predicted model, not a curated record. Lineage: Eukaryota; Metazoa; Chordata; Actinopteri; Cypriniformes; Catostomidae. The coding region runs from base 83 to 1156 and encodes 357 amino acids. Gene Ontology annotation, molecular function: DNA-binding transcription factor activity, RNA polymerase II-specific; RNA polymerase II cis-regulatory region sequence-specific DNA binding. The transcript is spliced from 2 exons.
CUCCAUCUGACUUUGGCACGCGGUUACGCACUGAACGCAGCGUUUUACGCAUUUGUGGAUUUCUAGAAACCCCCAUGUAUAAAUGGCUGCGUUAACUUUAUCCAGAGCGGACAAUUUCCUGCACAAUUUUUUACAGGAUCGCACUCCCAGCUCCUCUCCUGAAAGUGGUCCCAACACCCUUUCCUUUUUGGCCACCACAUGCAGUCAGGCUUGGCAAGAGGGCUCGCAGCUCCCUUACGAAGGGCCAGUGGGAUCCGCGUCUAGCAUGUUUCAGCUCUGGAGCAAUGACGUGGCACCUAACUCCAGCCUGAGUGCUCACCAGAUGACCUUCUCUGUGCCCAAGGUGCAAUUCCCUGGACAUAUACAGCCCAGUCUGGGCUCCCAUGCCCAUCAUCACCACCAUCACCACCACCACCACCAUGAGUUGCCCCUGACUCCUCCAGCUGAGCCACCGGCUGCCUACUUGUUCGAGAUGUCUCCAGUAAAGAUGCUCUCCUCGCAGGCACAAGGGAAUGCACCAUACUAUACACAGCAUAAUGCUGUGGGUCAGAACUUUCCCAGCUUUCUUCAGAACACUUCAGCCAGACCUCACCUGCCUGGAGGGCAUGUUGAGGAUGGCCAGCAGUGGUGGAGUCUCCCCCAGAGUAACAGCACAGCCUCUGGUCACCCAUUCUCCCAGGGUAGGCAGCUGGUUUUGGGCCACCAGCCCCAAAUUGCUGCCUUGCUGCAGGGCACCUCCAAGGGUUUGUUGAGCUCAACUCGCCGAUGCCGCAGGUGCAAAUGCCCAAACUGCCAAUCUACAGGAAAUGGCAGUGCUUCUCUGGAGUUUGGCAAGAGAAGAUUGCACAUUUGCCACAUUCCUGAUUGUGGCAAGGUGUACAAAAAGACCUCACACCUUAAGGCGCACCUGCGCUGGCACGCUGGUGAGCGACCCUUCAUCUGCAACUGGCUGUUCUGUGGGAAAAGCUUCACACGCUCAGAUGAGCUCCAGCGGCAUCUUCGCACACACACGGGGGAGAAGCGCUUCGGCUGCCAGCAGUGUGGGAAAAGGUUCAUGCGUAGUGAUCACCUCUCCAAACAUGUGAAGACCCACCAGAGCAGGAAGAGCAGGUCCAGCCAGCCUGAUGCACUGCUAAGCAAUAUCAAAAGAGAGUAACUGGACUGUAGAGAAGGGAAUGCAAUAAGAACUCAUUUGAGAGUCAUUGGACUAUCAGGGAAGAGACCAAUCUGCUAACGUUUUGUCACUUUUAUUUCACUUCAAUGACAUAAAAAGUGUGUGACAUUUAAAAUGUUUUAAUGUAAAGGUGAAGCGAUUUAACAGAUAUUCCAAGAAGCAAUAGGAAUA